AUGACUGCAGCAUCUGCACUCAUUGUGAAGCAUGCCGACUUCAAGGCAAAGUCUAAGGGGAAGGACAAGGACAGGAAGAAGAAAGGCAAGUGCACUUUCUGUGGCUUUUCCAGUCAUAUAAAGGACAAGUGUCAGAAGUUCAAAGACAGCCAGGCUGAGGGCAUCACUGUGAAGAGCGAUAAGAAGGCUGAAAAGCCUGCCGAGACAAAGGAGUCUGCAAAGAUCACCAGUAUAAGCCAGGCAGAUUGCGAGAUGCUCCAUCUCUUCAUCGCAGAGGAGUUGGCACAUGGCAAUGACCUUCUUCACUGCUAG
Messenger RNA from Sparassis crispa, 312 nucleotides. RefSeq lists its product as hypothetical. Lineage: Eukaryota; Fungi; Basidiomycota; Agaricomycetes; Polyporales; Sparassidaceae. The transcript has a single exon. The record is from RefSeq and is a predicted model, not a curated record. The coding region runs from base 1 to 312 and encodes 103 amino acids.